ACGCUGCGCCCACUGAUGGACACACCGAGGACAAAAUGCGCCUUGUACACGUGGGGCGCGAACAGUUUCGGGCAGUUGGGGCAGGGCCAUGCCGAAGAUCAGGCGGAGCCACAGAGAGUGGACGGCGCACAGGAACAGACAAGGCUCCGGGCUAUUACCGGAGGGGGCGGUCAUUCAGCGCUCAUCACCGAGACUGGAGAGCUGCUGGUAUGUGGGCAAAAUCACAAAGGGCAGCUAGGACUUGGCCACAUCUCAGAUGUUACAACCUUUCGGCUUUGCCCUUUGCCUGGCAGUCAGACUGUUCAACAAGUAUCUUGUGGCUGGGACUUCACCAUCCUUCUUACAGAUGAUGGCCAUGUCUUGGCAUGUGGUUCCAAUGCUUUUGGACAGCUGGGCGUCUCACCAGAGAUAAAAUACACAGCAGAACCUCUGCUCAUCAAGUCGUUGAGUGAGCCUGUCAUCAGUGUAGCAACUGGGCUUAGACAUGCACUCGCAGUAACAGGUUCAGGUGGUGUGUAUCAGUGGGGUACAGGUCUGUCUGCUCAAGCAAAACGAGCACUGAAUCCGCAACCAGUCCCUGUCCACCUAACCUGCAAGGAGCCCCAUUUGGUUCCAGGACUGAACCAGGUAACCUGCCAGAAAGUGGCUGCAGGCUCUGCCCAUUCUGUCUGUUUGACAGUGGCUGGUGAUGUAUUCCUAUGGGGCAGUAAUAAAUAUGGCCAGCUGUGCAGCAAGGAGUCCUUCCUGCCUCUUCCUACUGCUUUAGAUCGCUCACUUCUAAAUGGGGAGAGAGUAUGUGCUAUACACAGUGGCUGGACGCAUCUGAUUGCCCAAACAGAGACUGAGAGAGUCUUUACAUGGGGCAGAGCCAGUUAUGGACAACUUGGGAGAAGAGGACCAACCAAUGAUGUUACAAGUCCAGAAUCAGAUGCCUCCAUGACAGACUCUAGUAGUGAGAUAAGCUUGCCCUCAGAGGUCAGGGCACUUAAUGGAGCCACUCAGAUUGCAUGUGGAUCAGAACACAACCUUGCUGUUGUUGGGAAUCAAGUCUUUUCCUGGGGCUGGAAUGAGCAUGGAAUGUGUGGAGAUGGCUCGUUUUGUAACAUCAUACAACCACAACUAGUUCCUGUUCUCAGAGAUGUCAGACCUCUUUUGAUUGGCUGCGGAGCAGGACAUUCCAUGGCACUGUGUUGUUUGAAGAGUAGUGGAGAGUUCGGAUGCUGAAAAGUCUUAAAGCUCCCAGUCAGGUUUUUAUAUUUAGUUUGUACAGUCUUGUUUUUAUUGGCCAUGGUAAAAUAUGAGCUGCAUCACUUGUAGGCAGUUCCAAAGUAAACGUUUAAAUUGACUUUCAUGUACAUAUGAAAGUUAAUUACAUCUGAGUAAAGAAACAGUAAUCAGCUUUGAUAUAUUCCUGAUGGUCUUCCAAGUAAUGUAAGUAUUUGACCCUGUCUCAGUAUCUCAUAUAUAUGCUAAAUGACUCAUAUGUGAUGAGGGGACAGAAAUUCAUGUGUUUUUUUCCUCUCUUCCUUUGGCAGCUGUGGAAGCAAGGGAUACAAAACUGUUGGGAGUUGACACACAGAUGAAUGAGGGUCUUCUACUAAAGCCAGUGUUCUGUUAAAUCUCACUGUGAUGGGCAGUACUGGGGUAGCACUUUUUCAGGAUUACUUUCCCUGUGCACAGGAGCUUCCCUUAAACAACCCUUUCUGUUACCAUAGGUUUAUUGAAAAGGUCAUUUGGAAACACUAUAUGCCAAAACAUAAAUGCUGCCAUCCCAUGUUCUGCCAUUGAUGGUAUUUUUACUUGAUUUUAAUUCAAAUUAAAAUUAGUUAGAUAACAGUUAUAUAUGCAACAUAUUUUAGGUUGGACACACUCCAGUCACUUUAUACAAUAUAUAGUGCAAAUGCAGUAUAUUUUGGAGAAGUUACAAAUCUUUUAUUUCAUGUUCGCAUGAUGACUUUAUCAUCAAUGCCUAAUGAAUGUGCAGUGUGAAAAAACAACCUGCUACCUAAGCAAAUGGGUAAUGAAGCCAAGUUUCAUCUGAUAUCACUGUAGCUGCCACUGAGAGUUAUUAAACAAUUAAUAUUUUUUCCCAUUAAUAAAUCACAUCCCAUUAAUAAAAACAUCAAUGCUAUGCUAUUCUUUGUAAUUCUUUAUAGUUCUUUUUUUCCAUGAAGGCUAUUUUAGACAUCACAAAGUUUUGAACACAUCAUAGCUAUGAACAGGAGAACAGAAAAGAGAGGUGCAUUCUGCCAUCCAGUUUUUGAAUUAUUUUACCCGUGACUUGAUAGCCAAAUACAUGCUUUUGUAUGUAGAUGUACGACACAUGUCGGGUGUCAUUAUUCUAUACAUAACCGUGAAAAUGGUAAUUAACUCCAUGCAUACUUAGUCACAGUUCUAGUUGUGGGUCUGAAUCUGUUUUCUUUGAAUCUCUCAUUAAAAAUGUCCUCUUCUCUGCUCUGAAGUUGAGGUUGAUAGUAAAUUCAGUGGAAUCUUUAAUGACUUUGAAAUGUCAGUUUCAUGACAGUCCCACUUGACAUAAAAACAUGUUAACAAAGACACGUAGUGAACCUUACUUCCUUUUGAUAUUCUUCAGAUUCUUCAAAUUAGAAGGUUCUAGCUUCAGGAUGCGUGGCAGGUUUAUUAACUUAAUAACAGUUUACUGAAGGGCAGCAUUCUUAAGGCUACAUGGCACCUACCUAAGCCUUUAAUGACUGUUGUAAAUCUACAUGGACAUUUAUAACGGCUUAUUCCAACAAGUAUCAUUUAUAAAGGUUACUUUUGUCGAUUUUCAUUACAUUUCACUUUAGAAAUUGUAAUAACAACUGUCACUUGUUGGAAUAAACCUUUCUAAAUGUUUAUAUAGGUUUUUCAGUUGUCAUAAAAGGCCUCUGUAGGUGUUGUGUAACCUUAUGAAUGCCACUCCAGCAAAUUGUUACUAUCAACUGUUAUUAACUUACUAGCACAUGACCAAAUUCAUGAGUAAGAGCAUUACUAUUACAAGACAUCAAAUCAUAUCCCCAAACAGUGGGAAAAAUAUAUUGCAUACACAGCAAUGUUUAAUUUUGUUAAUGAACAACAGUCUGAUAAUAACGUAUUCUUUCUGUUCCCUUAUGCAUGUUUAUAAACCUUAAUCUGCCAAAGUAUUUCUCAAAGUUUCAGUCAACUUGGUUUAAUCUGAAGAACACAAUAAGCACAAAAACAUGCAUGGUAAUUUUUUAUUAUCAUUUAGUUUUUUUCUCAGAAAAAAGACACAAAAUUGAUUUAACAAAUCUAACCAUCAAUGAAAACAACAUCUUGUUUUGGCUAAAUACCCACACUGCACUGCACGGUGCAUGAAACAUACACGGGACUUCUCACAGAACAGCACAAACAGUGGAGAUGCCUGUGUUACUGCAGCGGCAGGAUGUCAAACCCCAAACUGGCAAAUUGUUAAAAAUGUAGCUGAUUUGUCUAAAUCUUAUUUCAACCAGUCAACAAAUUCACAACUGGACAUUGAUGAGCUGCCAUUUCAACUAAAACUUCAACAUCAGUUUUAGGUAAUGUGGUUGAUUUCAUGUUGCUUCAUACCAAAAAAAUCUGCAUGAAGCAGCCCUGGUUUUUGCACUGUGAAAUGUUUUGUUCUCAUCGUUGGUUGUCAGUCAGAGUUGUGCUCUUGUGGUGUUGGGUGAAUUAACAGUCCAGCAUAUUGUUAGUGAAGGGUCCGACAUAGACAUCCCCAAAGAUAUGACUGGCAGUGUUCUAAGUUGGUCCCAAAGAAUUGGGCAUACUGUACAUUUUCACAACAAUGGAAAAUAAAUAUUAAAUAAACUUGA
Messenger RNA from Colossoma macropomum (tambaqui), 3812 nucleotides. RefSeq names its product secretion regulating guanine nucleotide exchange factor (gene sergef). The record is from RefSeq and is a predicted model, not a curated record. NCBI's taxonomy places the organism in Eukaryota, Metazoa, Chordata, Actinopteri, Characiformes, Serrasalmidae. Bases 16 to 1224 code for a protein of 402 amino acids. The transcript has 11 exons.